Messenger RNA from Acipenser ruthenus (sterlet), 2089 nucleotides. RefSeq names its product zinc finger protein 239-like. Gene Ontology annotation, biological process: negative regulation of transcription by RNA polymerase II; regulation of immune system process; regulation of cytokine production. Bases 235 to 1362 code for a protein of 375 amino acids. Lineage: Eukaryota; Metazoa; Chordata; Actinopteri; Acipenseriformes; Acipenseridae. The transcript is spliced from 3 exons. The record is from RefSeq and is a predicted model, not a curated record.
AUACGGAAGGAGAGAUAACUGUUUUGUUGUAUGUAUGUGAAUGCUGCGUCUCUCAGGUUAAAUUAUUUUCUGUACUUUUACUUUGUUCAUAUAUUUAUUUCACUGAAAAGUCGUAUACAGUCUAAAGAGGUGAGACAGGUGGAAAGCAAGACUCGAAGAUAAAUAGAAUUAAAACUUUAAAGCGACAAAGCCGAGGCGAGUACAGGUUCUGAAGAGGAAAUGGUUUAGCAUCGCAUGAAGGACGUUUCCGAGAUGGAAUCUUUUUAUAUCAAACAGGAGUCCAGCGAGCCGCCAUCCGCACCCUUGAAGUGUGUUGUUUCAGAGGACUGGAGUGUUCAGAUCAAGGAAGAGGUGACAAGGGUGGCUGACAGUCCUGGGUACAUAACAACCGAGAGCACUGGAGACGACGAAGGCGAUAUUAAACAAGAGGAAACAUCACAGACCAGUAGCACUGUGACACUGGAUGUUAAAUCAGAACAUGGAUCGUAUCCCUGCCCUCACUGCAACUUCUCUUUUACUGGUGCCCAGUAUCUGGAGAAGCACACAAAGAUGGCACACAGAGAAGAAUACGUGAAGAUACUGAGAAACCAGGCCUCUUUGCACAGCACUGAAUAUGAUAAGAUUUUCAAUGACUUGGAAAGCCUCAAGAAAAACAAGAGAUUGCGCUUAGGAGGACCACCCUAUUACUGUAUUGAAUGCGGGAAUAGUUUCAGUCAGUUGGGAGCCCUUAAAAUACACAAGCGAAUUCACACAGGAGAAGCCCCUUUCCUGUGUACCGAAUGUGGGAAAAGCUUCAAGGCUUCAGGAGACCUGAAAAUACACCAGCGAAUUCACACAGGAGAGACACCAUAUCACUGUGCUGACUGUGGGAAAAGGUUCAGCCAGCUAGGGAGCUUCAGAAGCCACCAGAGGACUCACACAGGAGAAGCUCCGUAUUAUUGUUACGAUUGUGGGAAGAGUUUCAAGCAGCCAGGAAAUCUUAAAAAACACCAGCGAACCCACACAGGAGAGAGGCCGUAUCACUGUUUUCAAUGUGGGAAAAGUUUCAAGCAGUCGGGAGACCUGAAAAUACACCAGAGAAUUCACACAGGCGAGAGCCCAUACUGGUGUGCUGAAUGUGGGAAAAGAUACAAGGCUUCCAGGGACCUGAAAGUGCACCAGCGCGUUCACGCAGGAGAGAAACCGUAUCACUGCUCUGAAUGUGGGAAGAACUUCAGUCGGUGUAGGAGCCUUAAAAUCCAUCAGCGAAUUCACACUGGAGAAAACCCAUAUGACUGUACUGAUUGUGGGAAGAGUUUCCGGGUUUACAUGCAACUGAAGAAACACCAGCGAAUACACACAGGAGAGACAAAAACCUUAUGACUGUUGUGAGUGUGGGAGAAGCUUCAAGCAGUCCCAACCCCUUAUAGCACACCAGAGGACACACACGGAAGAAACGUGUAUGUCUGUACUGAACGUGAGAGAAUUUUAAGCAGCUAAGAUCCUUUAAAAGACAUCAGAGAACUCACAAAGGAGAUAAUCUGUAAACAUAUACACUAUAUGGCAGUAGUACUUAAUUAUGGCCCUUGAGAUCCAUUCCAGUCCAGGUUUAUACUCCAAGAAGGUUCUAAAAUAGUUAAUUGAGCCUUCUAAGAGGCAAUUGUCUAAUUUAGGACCCGAUUGAUAUAAAACCUGGAUUUGAAUGGAUCUCAGGGGCCAGAUCUGAGUACCACUGCUGUACGGAAUACUUCUGCACCCUAUAAAUAAUUUUAUUUUAAAGGAAAGUAUUCAGUCUUCAGGGAACCAGGGAGAGAGGCAGAUAGAUAAGUUCCUGCUUUUUGUAAUUGUAACUACUACAUUUGGUGACAUUGUAAGGUGGUGUUUGAAUUGGCUGAGUUUGUGUGUGAUUAGUACCAGGUGAGUGGCUAAAUUGAUUAGCAGUUGAUUUUGCUAUUUGAUUGGUUUCCACACAGUUUAGUUGGUUCUUUUGCCAAGCAGGGGUAACAACAUUUAUUCAAGCAGCUUAUUUUAGCGCCAGCACGAAGCGCCAGCCAACAGAAGAGCCUCAACAAAAGAGCCGGGAGUCUAGCUGUGGGAGUCGACAGGUAAC